AUUUUAUAGGGAUAACGAGAUGUUACAAAGACACGCGAUUUCCCUUUCCGGUGACAUUUAAAAGUCUCAUGGUCGGUACACGGAACAGAGUCUUUCCUUUAAUGGCACCCCCCACCUUCCGCUACGUUUCCCCCUGGAGGCUAGACCGGACCUCAAUUACAGCGGAAGUUGAGCAUAGAGUUGUCGACAUUGCUCAGAGCGCCACUAUUUCCGGGGUUGACGCUUCCGGCUGGCAGUAGUUACCCUACAAGCGACGGGGUUAGGAAGACGCCGCUAGAAAAGGGGGCUUUCAGUUUUCUGGAAUGGCUUCCUUUGGAUGGAAAAGGAAGAUUGGUGAGAAGGUAUCUAAGGUAACAUCCCAGCAAUUUGAAGCUCAAGCUGCUGAUGAGCAGCGUCUGGUUGAUGAUAAUGAAGUUGAUUGGCUUCAUGAAGCCAAAAGGAAAAAGGGGCUUCUCAUGGAAGACUGUGUAGCCCAAAGUAAACAUCUGAAGGAUGAAGGUGCAAUUUUAGCCGAAAAUGGAAGGUACCGGGAAGCUGUUCAUAAAUGGGAUGAAGCACUUCAGUUAACCCCUGAAGAUGCCACUCUGUAUGAGAUGAAAUCACAGGUUCUGAUGUCUCUGCAUGAAAUGUUCCCUGCAGUGCAGGCAGCAGAAAUGGCUGUCCAGAGAGAUCCUCAUUCUUGGGAAGCAUGGCAAACACUGGGGCGGGCCCAGCUUGGAUUAGGAGAAAUCACACUGGCUAUUCGAAGUUUCCAGAUCGCCUUGCAUAUUUAUCCCCUCAGCUCUGAACUGUGGAAUGAAGAUCUUUCCUGGGCAAAAAAAUUACAGCAACAGAAGAAAGCAACCAAAACUGAGACAGGAAUGCAGAGGGCUGAGGAAAAAACGUUGGAUGAGCCAAUCCCAGAUUAUGAUUUUGAAAGUGAUGAGAUCUUGGCUGUGUGCGCCGCCAUUGCCGAAAAAGAAAAAAGCACUUCAUCCUCUAAAACUGUAGUGAUCGUAUCAGCUUCAGGAGCCGUUGAGACUGUAACCGAACAAGAGGAAUGUGCAACAGUCCCUGAUGGUACUGUGUUUAUCAAAGCACGAUAAUCUACAUAGUCUCUUCCUGUCACAGCCAUACAUUUGGGGAAUUGUUGCUGUUGUUGUUUCACUUGCUUUCCCCUCUGUUGGAGCCCCAUCUUGGGUCACUAAGCACUGGAGAUCCCUGCCCCAUCAGAUUAAGCUUCAGGAGGCACAGUGGCCAUGGGUCUAGCAGGGCCAAGGAGGAGGCCGUAUCUGGAAAACUGAACAUCAGUAGCUUCAUUGCUAUUGUGUGCUCCCAGAUUGAAUGCUACUUUAUACAAAAACACCCUUGCAAAUUUGGUGCCUUCCCAAUGUAACAGCCUACAAGUCCCACAAUCCCCAGGUAGCGUGGUCCAUGAUGACGGUAGCUGAAGUUCAUGGAAGGUGAAGUACAAUCCCCCCAAAAGGCAUCCCCAUUGUGGAAACCUGGUGUUCAGUAUAGGAAGAAGAAAACAGAGCAGCAUGGGUUUGGAAAUGGCGGCUUUGAAAUAGGAACUGGAAGUUUUGGGUCUGUAUAUAUUUAUACUGCCAAAAAUUACAGGAUUCCUGUUUAUGUUUUCCUAAUCUGCCUUAAUUUGUUCAUAGCCUUGUGUGGGUGUGUAUGCAUGUGUGUGUGUGUGUAUAUAACCAUACACAGACUGGAAUGGCUUUGUAAGCUUGCUAUCAACCCACUAACAUCUGUUCUGACCAUGAUAAAGUAAAGCAGGGAAUGAGGCAAAACCUUCACAGAUGAGGUACGGAAUGUGCUGAAUAUGUUUCAGACUGUAGUUUUUUGAGUCAAGGUCAUACAUGGUCUCAUUCUGUUGUCUUAAUGCAGUUCUCAGAUGCAGUUCUCAAAUGCUGCUUCUGAUGCAAGAUACUCUCCUUGUUUUGCCAAAUCCAGUUAUAAAAUAUAUUUUUACACUUGAA
This is a messenger RNA of Python bivittatus (Burmese python), 1967 nucleotides long. RefSeq names its product tetratricopeptide repeat domain 33 (gene TTC33). Gene Ontology annotation, molecular function: protein binding. Lineage: Eukaryota; Metazoa; Chordata; Lepidosauria; Squamata; Pythonidae. The record is from RefSeq and is a predicted model, not a curated record.